AUGCGGACGGUCGAUAUCCCUUCCAGUGAAGGACUGAUAGUCGAUGAUGAGAACAAUGACAUGUCUAUUGUUCUUUGCUCCACUGUAUCUGCCAGGACAUUCACCAUUGAGCUUGAUGAGUACUCUCUUCCAACUACAAAAGAAUCUCAAGAAAAAGAUGUUGUUAACGAACCAAAUCUCUCAUUCUUUUCACAAGAUCCUCUUCAGGAUGACAGUACUCCUAAAGACACAAAUGAGGACAUUACCACAGAAACAGAGCCUGAGUGCAUCAGACUUACUGCCCAAAUGGUGGUUGAUGGUAUUGCAGAGAUUAUCUUUCUCACAUCUUCUCACUCUGAAUAUCUACAGAACUUUCAAGAAUAUCUUGAAUGUAUGGAAGAAAAUAUGUGUGUCCUCAAUGAGAAAACAGAAGCACGGGUCAAAACACUUCAAGUCACUAUUGAAUAUUUCGAAGGCACAACUGCUUAUAUCAAAGGACAAGUUGCUCGCAACAUGCGGAGGAUUCAAACUCUAGAUCAGAAAAUUCAUAACACUAUUGAAGCAUGUCUCUCUCUGAUGAAUCAGAAGAUAGAUGACUUCAUACAGUUCUUAUCCAAUCUAGAGUCCAUCUAUGAAGCCAAAUUGGAUCAUAUGCAGAAUCAUGUUACUGCUCAUGACCGUUAUAUCUCCACUCUUGAGAAGUCCAUUGCUGAACUAUCUAAAGCUUCUGCAUCAUCCUCCACCUCUCCCUUUCAGGCAUUCAGUGAGCAAAAGACUGUUCAGUUGCUAGUCGAUGAAGUCAAGGCUAUCAAGAAACAAUCUUCCUCUUCAGAUCUAUGUGCUCUUCAAAAAAAGGUUGCAUCCACUGAUUCCAAACUUGACUUGAUCUUAGCAAAGCUAUCUGGUUCAAAUGAGAGGUCACCUGAACCAGAGGGGGAAAAGGUCCACAAGAACAGAUCAAGUCAGUCUCCUAUCAUACACCAAAUUCCAGACUCACCAAAUGAGUUUGAGAAAAGGAGAUAUGAGAAAAUACAGUCACUUGACAAAAUCAUUGUUGAUGCACGAUUAAAGGCUCAACUAACAGAGCCAUGGAAAGUAGAAGAUUAUCUUCAAGUCUUAAAGGAAUUAGCUAAAGAAACUCAAAUGGAGAUAGAUGAAGAGUUAGCUAAGCAACUGAAGGCUAAGGAAUUAAAGUCUAAACAAGAGAUGUUUCGAAAAAAGAAUUCUCCAGAGAUCUCGACUAAAGAAAGGAGUACAUGGCAUGAUAAACAAUUUAGAGUGUCUUCACCUAAAACAACUAUCUUCUUUAACCCUGUUAGAGAUUCCUAUCAAAAGCUAGGAGAAAAGGAAGCUGAGGAACCAAAUGUGAAUCUGAAUAUGUUGAAUGAGUUGCCUGGGAACAUUCUAAAGAAACCACAUAGACGUGUUGUAUUCUCUUCUAAAGGUCGACUAUUCAUGAGAAUCUCCCAAAAACAACUAUUCUUUUCUGAAUUCAUUGAAGACAUCAUCGGUUUAUUGAAGAGAAUAGGAGAUCCAGAAGAAUCGCUGAGAUGA
Lactuca saligna is the source of this 1533-nucleotide messenger RNA. NCBI's taxonomy places the organism in Eukaryota, Viridiplantae, Streptophyta, Magnoliopsida, Asterales, Asteraceae. The record is from the annotation of a GenBank genome assembly.